Molecule: messenger RNA, 1415 nt
Organism: Chelonoidis abingdonii (Abingdon island giant tortoise)
Lineage: Eukaryota; Metazoa; Chordata; Testudines; Testudinidae
Source: RefSeq, a predicted model, not a curated record
UGCCACCUUUCUUAGCUGUGUCAUUCAAGAAUGUAUUGGCCAUUAAGGCUGAAUUUAUUCCCUUACUACCAGAAAUCGUUCCCCAUGUCAGGGUUGAGAUGUAUCACCAAAGCAAUGUAAACAGAUUUGUAUGACCAACAAUGUCCAUAUGAAACCUUUUGUUAGUGCACAUGUUCUCACUCAAUAAUGUCUAAAACAUUUCAGUUAAUAUAUUGGUGCAGCACUUGGUAGAAGAUAAGAAUGGAUACAGAGUACCUCAAGAAAUGCAUAGGAAAAUGCUUAGCUGAGGGACUUGCAGAGGUGGCAGAGCAUCGGCCAGCAGACCCAAUUAAUUAUCUGGCAUACUGGCUUUACAAAUACAAGAAAAAUUUAAGUAAAGAAGAAGAGAGGAAGGUAGAGAGGGACCAGCUGAUACGAGAUCGUGCAAAGGCCCUGAUAGAACUGGAAAUGGUACAAAAACUGAAAGCAGAAGAGCUCCUGAUCAAGCAGAAAACUGAAGCACAUUAUCAGAAGAUAAUUAUUGAACAGUAUCCAAGAAAGAUGACAGCAGAACUGACCAACAGGUCUGGAACCCCUAAUUUGGCAACGGUUGUAGAGGAUGACGAGACUAUUAUUUAGGAGAAGCUGCUUGAGUCUCACAAUCCUGCUGACAUUAGAAGCAUUUCCUGUUUCCAUCUUUCAAGGGAGCUGGAUAGUUACAGUGAAAAUAAAUGGAGAAAAUCUUGGACUUCAAAUCCAUUCCUUUCCUCCUCUCUGAAAACAAAAGCAACCUAUUCUUCAGGUUUUUCUUUUUCUUUCCUGUCUCACUCUGAAAUAUUUACAGGGGAAUAACGUAUAUGUAAAAGGUUUUUAAAUAGUAAAUGCAUUAAGUUUUAAUUUCAGCACAUGAAUGAAAACUUUAUUUAAAAAGUUUAAAGUGAUAAGAAUAACAAAUUUCUUGUUAUACUUAUGAAACAAUAAGAAAGUUGUAGCAUUAGGUAAAAGCCUAGAAGAUGAAGGCAAAAGGAUGGUAAUGUUAGUGCCCUGGGAAAGGGGUAUAUGGCUAGUGGGUGAAGUCAUUUGUCAUUGGAUAUUGAAGAGAGAUCAGUGAGUGAAGUUAUAAACUAUUAGGUAGAGGGGGUCUUGGUUUGCGAAAAUUCAGAAAUGUCAGAUGUCCUGUCCACAUUUUAAAAACAUGGCUAAAUAAAGUUGGUUGGCUAGCUCAACUUUCUUUGUCUUCACAGUGUUGAAUUCACAAGGUAAUUGUUUCUAACUGUGGAAAAUGGAAUAGUUGAUAUUUAAUACCGUAAAUGAGUGAUAAACGAUGUUUGGUAAUCAAUAAACAUUAAUCUGACUCAACAUACCUAAUAUGAAAGAAAGACAAGGUGCGUGAGGCAAUAUCUUUUGUUGGACCAAUAGUUGGUGAGAGAGACAUG